Molecule: messenger RNA, 3324 nt
Organism: Linnemannia hyalina
Lineage: Eukaryota; Fungi; Mortierellomycota; Mortierellomycetes; Mortierellales; Mortierellaceae
Source: the annotation of a GenBank genome assembly
AUGGGUCCAGGUCUGACUUCAACACCAGGAACGCCAGGUGGUGGGCAGAUCCACUUUGUGACACCGACGAAUCGAUGGCUGGGCAGUAUCCCGCUCUCGACAAUCGAUCCCUUGACCCUUGAAUCCCUUUCGACCUAUGUCCGCCCUGAUCCUCCGAGACAGAGGCAAGGAGGGGACGAGAAAGGUGGUGGUGAAGAGGCAGAAGAAGCAGAAGAAGAAGAAGAGGAGGAUAUGAAAGAGCGGACCACCAACAUUGCUGAGUACUUUGAGCGGUUUGGGGAGAGUUCUGAUGAUGAUGAUGAUGAUGAGGAGGAGGAGAAGGAGGAGGAGGAGGGUGAGAUAAGACGGCAGCUGGAACAGGAGCAUCAACGUCCCCGGGACUCGAUCCCGCGCUACGUCCACUCGCUAAUCCAAAACCGCGCCCUCCGGAACCCGCUCACAAACACAGAAAUCGAGGGAGAGCCAACUUUUUUUGUGGUACUUGAACCGGGGAAGGGAGGGUGGUGGCAUGAGCCUUGGGCUACGGCUACUCGGCCGGCGGGUGUGCAGGGGUUUCAUUCUUUGGUGCAUCAGCAUUAUCAGCAACGCCGGCACCAGGAGCAUGGAACGGAGAAGGAGGGAGAUGGUGGAGGAGAGAAUGGAGAUGGAAUGGAGAAGGAGGAGGAAGAGAAGGUGCAGUGGGACAAGGGGCUGAGGAAGGAGCGGUGGCGGCAAGGCAGGAUUAUCAAUCUGGAAUUGGAGAUGCGACAUGAGAUGGAUUGGCGACGGUGGAAUCGCGCUCAGGCGACUUUUGCUGCCGAAGCCGAGACUGCCGAGGAUCAGAGAAAUGCGGUAAAUGGCUUGGGAAGGCGAAAGAGGGCAGGGAGGAGAUUGAUGCGGUUGAAGUUGGGUAAGGAUGUUACGCUGCUGGAACCCUCGGAGCGUGGGUUGCAAUUACCGCGGCGAGUCAGGAGUCGCUCGUUGUCGUCGUCGUUGACGGAUGUGGAUGUCCGGCACCGAGGUGAGAAGAUGUCCUUGUUUUUUGUUGUUGAUUUGCAUUUGAAAAUGAAGAGAUUUGGUGCCAAGACGACGGUCGCUAACAAUAAUAUUGCUCUUGGUGCUGGUCUGUAUCUGUCUUUGACAGUUCAAGCGUCAGCGGUGUUGGAUGAUAUGGAGUUGGAAGAUGUUUGUUCACACCAGAACCAGGACUAUAGGCAGGAGCAGGAACAGAAGCCGAGUGAUGCUGAUACGAUCAAGAAAGCAGGAAGCAAGCAACACUUGCCAGGACGACUCUCUGAGCGCCGAGGAGGACGCAUGAGCAAAAAGUGGAAGAGACGUCUUGCACGAGUCCACCAUACCAUUGCUGCUCCUUCAUCACAAUCCCCAAGAUCUGCCUCGGUAGCGUCUUCAGCAGCAGCAACAGCGUCAGAAACAGGAGGAACAGGAGGAGGAGGAUUCUCGUUUCUGCCAUGGUGGGAUCCAGACCCUCAACCGUUCCAGAUGCCGAGCACAAAGUUAUCCCCCUUUGCGAUUUCGACACUCCCGGAACCAGUCGCAAAAGUGUUUGGCGGCACGUCCAUCUACUCUCGCGUCCAUCCUCCUUCCAAACCUCACGCGACAACAUCCAAUCCCGCCAUCACCAUCGAUAUCUCGUCCACAACCACAACAGAAACUACACCAGCAGGAAUACCGAAAAACACAGCAGGCUGCAAUUGGGUACCUGUAAAACACGGAGAUCGCGUCGCAGUCAUGAUCGGGAACAGCGAGGACUUCCUGCUCUUCCCAUCGUUCCAGAGACUGUUCUUGCGAAGCCUGAGUCGUGAGGAUUUUGAGGAUCGGGUGGCGAGGGUGAACAGGAUCCCUUGUCCUGUGACCGCGAUUGUUGUCACGAAUGGUGCUAAUGGAGAAAGUGGGGUGGAAGAGCAGAUGAGGGAGCAAGGGGCUCAGAUGCAGGAGGAGUUACAACGGCAGCAACAGCAUGAAAGAGAGAGAGUGCAGAGGGAGGUGGAUGUGUCGGCGAUGGAGGAAGGUGGAGGAAGACAAGGGGCUCGGUCGGCUGGACGGUCGUCGUGGAUGGCAUGGAUGUCCCCUCAUCGUCAGCAAAAUGGGACAGGAGACACCACCGAAGCGGCGACAAUAACGACGACGACAGGUGUCAGUAUAUCGGGAGCAGCAAUUGAAGCGGGAACUCGACCGCCACUUCCACCUUCCAAUGAGUCGACUACUGCUUUUGUGACUAGUAGCAGUAUUGCCAGCAGCAGCAGUAGUGCCAGAAGCGUCGCGAGUGCCACUGGUGAGGAUUCGAUUGGAGAUGAGAAACGCGGGAGACUUGACGAUAACGACGACUUGGAGGCCAGUCGCGGCAACAACACCAUCAGCAGCGACCACAAUGGAAAUGUCGAUACCAUGGACGAGAAAUCCGCCAAGAGAAGCAAGGAGACACGAGAGGAGGAGGAGAGACGAUGGCAAGCGCUGGAGGAACGAUUCCUAAGGGAGGACUAUGACUCGUCCGAGUACUCAUACGCCUCUUCGUCCGAUGAGGAGGGUGAGGAGUUGCCGUUGGAUUAUGAUGGGCCUUACUAUUCUAGUGAGGAGAGUAACAGUGGUGAUGAUGAGUAUGAGUAUGGAGGGUUUGGGUCUGGUGAUGACGGUAGGGAAGGGUCUAGGAGACGGCAGCGACGAGAUGCCGGACACGGAAGUGGAUCAAGGCCGCGGUGGGGUAUCCGAGAUUGGUUGUACUUUUUCACAUUCUGCACUCCACACCCUCGCACGUUCUCCACGACCGACACCGCCACCAACUCUGGCCCAAACAACAACAGAAGCCAAGCGCCACUAGAAUCUCGCCGCGCGCGCCGUCGUCGUCUCCGUCGAGAACAGUGGGUCCGAAUCCAACAACGUCAACGAGAACAAGAAUCCGCGGCUUUGCAUCUAUAUCUCCCACUAGUUAUCCGACAACGGAUGACGGCCCAGGAUGUCCAUCGCGUCUGUAUGGCGGCCGAGUUCUGUCGGUUCUAUUUGACGAUCCUGAUGUCAAUUGUUAUCAUAGGGGCGAUUGUUUAUGGCGCUGUGCAUGUGGAGGCUUCACCUUCGCCCAAGGCUCCGAAAGCACCAGGGGCGGUGGGGGCGCAUGCGAAGGAUUGGGUGGUGCCGGCUAGUAGUGGUGGCAGCGGACAGGGUGCGCCGGUUGGCGCUGCUGGUGCAGGUGGGGGGAGUUCAAGGAAGGUUCCAGAGCAGUGGACUACGAGUGUUGAGGGUACUGGUGAUGGCGGUGUAGGAGGCGUUUGGCAGGGUGUGAGGAAGAACGAGAGCAAGGACCAGCAGCAGCAGCCCCUUGGGAACAGUUGA